UCCCCGUACCACACACAGUGACGUUCCGUCUAUCGGUUGAUCGCAUCCACUGCGCGUUGCUAUUCGAAUAGACGGAACGUUUCUGGAUGUGUGUGUAAUGGAGGGGAAAAACGCUGGCAAACUCGAAAACGCACGAUUGCUUCAACCACGUUCAGCCAUAUUUGUCAUAUUCCGCCGCUGGUGUGUGAACAUCAGUUAGGUGGAAUCGUAUAUAUCUUGCUGAACAACCAACGAAACUUGUACGGAAGCAGGAUAUAAUAUGCAUGAGAGACCGAUAAAAGAAAAGUACAGUUGUCAUUACAAAGCAAAGGGGCACAUAUUCCACGUGGGACUCGCGACGCGUCGUGUCAUACGCGUGUGAUGUAGCAUAUACCGGCGAAAAGUUUGUUGUUAUUGAGACUCGAGUGGCCCCGCCAAAACUCUGUAGUGUCGCUGAACGUGACUCGUUGUCGUGUUGGCGAGAUUCGUGAACGUUAUCGCCGGAAUUUGCAUUGAGUUUACGAGUUACGCGCUGUGUGCGCGUCCUGACUGACGCGUGAAGCAGCUUCACUAGCUCUCAAUAUUUCGUCGGCGUGGACUUUAUCGUAUAAGCUCCUGGAACAAAUGUGAUUAUUAUUUUAUUUUUAUUACACGAUACAGAUCAAUUAAGAAAAAUGGUACCUCUAGGCCCAUCGCCGGGCCAUCAAGCGUCCGUUGGUAAUUCCACAGGUGCAGCCGCCAGUGGUACAAAAAGCAACACAAUAGUGAAGCCUAAUUAUACAUUAAAAUAUACUUUAGCUGGUCAUACCAAGGCAGUUUCAUCUGUAAAAUUUAGUCCAAAUGGAGAAUGGUUGGCAAGCUCCGCUGCGGAUAAACUUAUCAAAAUUUGGGGAUCCUACGAUGGAAAAUUUGAGAAGACCAUAUCCGGCCACAAACUUGGUAUUUCGGAUGUAGCAUGGUCUAGUGACAGUAGGUUGUUAGUAUCAGGCUCUGAUGAUAAAACUUUAAAAAUAUGGGAAUUGAGCUCUGGGAAAUGUUUAAAAACAUUGAAAGGACAUAGUAAUUACGUCUUCUGUUGUAAUUUUAACCCACAAUCCAACCUCAUAGUUUCUGGUUCUUUCGAUGAGAGUGUACGUAUUUGGGAUGUUAGGACAGGAAAAUGUCUUAAAACUUUACCAGCCCAUUCAGAUCCAGUGAGUGCAGUACAUUUCAAUAGGGAUGGUUCCUUAAUCGUGUCGAGUAGUUACGAUGGAUUAUGUCGAAUUUGGGACACGGCGUCAGGACAAUGCCUAAAAACAUUGAUCGACGACGAUAAUCCGCCAGUGUCGUUUGUUAAGUUUUCGCCGAAUGGGAAGUACAUCUUAGCAGCUACGUUAGAUAACACGUUGAAACUCUGGGACUAUAGUAAAGGGAAGUGCUUAAAAACCUACACUGGCCACAAGAACGAAAAAUAUUGCAUCUUUGCGAAUUUCUCUGUAACAGGUGGCAAGUGGAUCGUAUCCGGUUCUGAAGAUAACAUGGUGUACAUUUGGAAUCUACAGACGAAGGAGAUUGUACAGAAGCUACAAGGUCACACAGAUGUGGUACUUUGUACAACUUGUCACCCUACGGAUAAUAUCAUAGCUUCUGCGGCGCUUGAAAACGACAAAACCAUUAAACUUUGGAAAAGUGAUACAUAAUAAAGACUUGAAUAUUGUUCUCAUAUGA
Molecule: messenger RNA, 1686 nt
Organism: Dinoponera quadriceps
Lineage: Eukaryota; Metazoa; Arthropoda; Insecta; Hymenoptera; Formicidae
Gene: wds
Product: protein will die slowly
Exons: 8
Coding region: 654-1658 (334 amino acids)
Cellular component (GO): Set1C/COMPASS complex
Molecular function (GO): histone binding
Source: RefSeq, a predicted model, not a curated record